AUGACGUCAAUUUUUCUACCUCUUGUAGAUACAAUGAUAACGCAUUAUUGGCGAAAUUUAAAAUAUCCCGUGAUAACGUCAAUCAAACGUUAUUUGUGCACGACUAAAACAAAUGCAUUUGUGGAAGAGGCAUCUGUUAGUCAAAGUGCAAAAGUACUCACUGAUGGUGCAUUCAGACGAAAAACGAUCUAUGGUUCGACUGUUGAGAGUACGUACGCUGGUGCUCUGUCAUUUUUACGUCGAAAUUAUACCAGAAAUUUGGAGAAUGUGGAGAUCGCAGUCACUGGGAUACCAUUAGAUCUUGCAACCACAUUUCGCCCGGGAACUCGAUUUGGUCCAGCAGGUAUUCGACAAGCAUCAUGUCAGUUGGCUGAACUGAAAUCAUAUCCUGAUGGAAUCGAUCUGUUUGAAGAUUUAGCUGUUAUUGAUUAUGGCGAUUGUUAUUUCGACCCAUCUUUUCCGCAUACAGUACCGGAGGCCAUUGAGAAUCAUGCGUGGGAAAUAAUUAAACACAACGUUAAACAAGUUCUUGAUUGUAUAUUUAUGUUAGGUGGUGAUCAUUAUGGAACCUAUCCGUUACUCAAAGCUCAUGUCAAACAUCACAAACGACCUCUUGCUUUAGUUCAAUUCGAUGCACAUUGUGAUACAUGGAAAGACACAAAAGGUCUUAAUCAUGGCACAAUGUUUUAUCAUGCUAUUAAGGAAAAUCUCAUUGAUCCUGAACAUUCGAUUCAAGUAGGAAUUAGAACCUUUAAUGAUGAUUUUAUGGGAGUAAAAAUACUUGAUGCUGAUUUUGUGCACAGUAAUGGUCCUGCAAAAGUUGCGGAAGAGAUUUUAGAGCGUGUGGGAAAUCAUAAAUGUUAUUUGACGUUUGAUAUCGACUGUCUCGAUCCUGCUUUUGCGCCCGGUACUGGAACACCGGUUUCUGGUGGUCUUUCAACAUAUCAAGCUUUGUCUAUAUUACGCCAAAUUAGAAAAUUAGCGUUUGUUGGCGGAGAUAUUGUUGAAGUUUCACCUCCCUAUGAUAAUUCCAGUAUAACAUCGUUAGCAGCAGCAACAAUCGGUUAUAAUUUUUUGUGUUUGUUGAGAAAUAAAAAGAUUUUAGAUAAAACAUUUAAUUUUGGUAAUAGAUUGAAGAAAGAUGUUUAA
Messenger RNA from Didymodactylos carnosus, 1149 nucleotides. The record is from the annotation of a GenBank genome assembly. Lineage: Eukaryota; Metazoa; Rotifera; Eurotatoria; Philodinida; Philodinidae.